AUGACCGCGGCGUCCUCCGUCCCCCCCGACGCCGACGCGCGCGUCGACGUCGCGCCCUCCGUCGUCGUCGCCUCGCGCGCGAAGCUCUCCGCGGGCGCGGCGUCGGGAUUGUCCCCCGAUUGCCUCGCCUACUGCGCGUCGCUGCGAGUCGUCGCGUUCCUCACCGGCGACGGCGUCGACGUCGCGUCCGUGUGUCCCUCCACGGACGAAGUCCUCGCGUCCUCGCGCGUCUCCGUGAAGUUCGCCGCCGCGGGGAACGGCAUCCGCGACGCGGACGUCGUCGCGGUCCAGUGGUCCGCGUGCGGACACGUGGCCAGGGGCGCGGCGACGCUCGUGGCGAGCGAUCGGCGCGUCGCCGCGUGCGCGGUCGUUCGGUUGACGGACGACGGGCGGCUGCUCGUCGAGGGCGUCGCCGCGAUGGAGGAGGCGCGCGUCGGCGGCGGCGGCGGCGGCGGCGACGACGGCGGCGGCGCUUCGUCGUCGUCGUCGUCGCUGCGGCAGAUGCGGACGUCGCCGAGUCGCGCCGUCGUCGCGAUUCUGUCGCGAUCUUCCGUCGCGAUACACGGCCUCCCGGGGGGCGUCCUGCUCGCGCGCGAGGACCUGCCCGCGAGCGCGGGGUCGCUCACGGCGUGCACGUGGCUCGACCCGGACGCGUGGGGCGCGCCGCGCGGCGCCGCGCUCGCGCUCGCGUUCCGCUCGGAGAUUCGGAUCGUCGGCUGGACCGCCGCAGCCGUCGCGCCGGACGGGGAAGACGGAACGUCAACCGACGCCGCCGCGGGGCCGUGGGGUCGACCGACGCUCUCGCGGCGCGUGCUUCCCGGCGCGGAGGGCGCGCUGCGGUCGCUGACGACGGACGCGCGCGGGAGGUGGCUGUUCGCGUCCAGCGAUCAGAAGAUCGUCGUCCCGACGGGCGGCGCGGCGGUGAACCAGGCGUACGUCGACGCCAAGGGGGGCACCGCGACGGAACGCGUCGCCGCGGCCGCGGCGGCGAAGAGAGCGCUUCUGAGCGCGGAGGAGCGCGGCGGCGACGCGGGGUCGGGCGGCGGCGGCGGCGACGACGCGAUGCCGUUCAUACGCGCGGGCGGCGGCGGCGGCGGCGGGAUCCCGCGGAGUCUGAUCCUCUCCGAAGUGCACGCGGCGGCGAAAGCGGCGUCGAUGUUCGCCGCCGCGAGCGAGGCGAAGACGCGGCACGCGGCCGUGCACGCGGUGCGCCUGAGAGGCGACGACGUGGACGUGUGCGCGGCGCACCUUCCGGAGACGAUCGGACGACCGGACGUCUUACUCGCCGACGACGGCGGCGGUUUCCCUACAGACAAAAAAGACGGCGCGACGAAGGAUUCCACCCAACGCGUCGUCGUCGUCGUCGGCAGCACCGUCGCCGCGGCGACGUUCGCGGUGCUCGAGCUGUUAGACGACGGCGGCGGCGGCGAUGCGAAUGCGAUGAAAUCGUCGAUGAAAAUUACAGGGACGGCGUCGCUGACCGAUCGACUGAAAGGAGGCGGAGGCGCGAAAGGAGGCGCGGAGAAGACGAUUCGGAUCAAGUCCGUCGCCGGAUGGCCGCACGGCGCGACGCGGCCGUCGUGUCCGGGGGGUUGGAUCCUCUCCUCGUCCGCGGACGCGGUCGGGAGAGGGUCGUUCACGUCCGCGGGGAACGCGCCGUGCGAGCUGUCGAUCGCGCACUUCUCGGUGCGUCGCGCGCCGCCGCCGCCGCCGUCGCCGACGGAGCUUCCGAAGACGCCCGCGCGGUCGCACGCCGUGGAAGUCGCGCCGACGCCGAUCGUCGGCGACGUCGCCGCGAGGCUCGCCGCGAUCGGAGUCACCCCCGGGUCGGACCUCGCGUCGGGGACGAGCGACGACGGCGACGGCGGCGACGACGACGACGGAAGCGGAGAGGCGUCCCCUUCGCCACCCGGCGCGGUGGCGAGAGAGCUCGCGCGAAUUCGCGCGCCCGGCUCGACGCCGCCGCGACCGUUUCCGGAUUUCGACCGCCGCGAGAUGGGCGUCGACGCGUUCAUCGAGCCACCAGAUGUGAUCGCGGGAGACGGAGAGCGCGGGAGAUUGGAGAGAACGGCGGCGGCGCCGAAGGCCCGACGCGAGGCGCCCGCGGCCGCGGCGGAGCCCGCGGCGGCGCCCGACGCGAGCUCCAUCCUGAGCGCGGUGCGAGCGCUCGGGACGAUGCUCGACGGGCGCAUGGACAAGAUCGAGGCCGCGAUGCAAGCGCACGAGCGGCGGUUGCGGAAGAUAGAGGCGUCCGUCGCGAGUCCAUCCGGAGGGAAAUAG
This is a messenger RNA of Micromonas pusilla CCMP1545, 2280 nucleotides long. RefSeq lists its product as uncharacterized. The coding region runs from base 1 to 2280 and encodes 759 amino acids. Lineage: Eukaryota; Viridiplantae; Chlorophyta; Mamiellophyceae; Mamiellales; Mamiellaceae. The transcript has a single exon. The record is from RefSeq and is a predicted model, not a curated record.